UGAAUUCCCAGUUGGAUGCCUUGUUGCAACUAACUCUGUGGGACGAUUAAUUGAAGACAACGUCAAGUCUCAAAAGGAAUCUCCAAAAGGACAGUUUAAUCCAAUACGCGGGUAAAGGAACGCGACCGCGACGGAACACGCUUACCUACACAUCGACCGCCAACGCGCGUUUCGCUGCGCUUGCCAACACGCUUCCCAUCUGGCCAGACAUUGUGCUCAAAAAUCAAGGUUUUGCGUUCCGUCUUCUCGCUGUGGUUAUCUAGAAUGAGCCCAGCAUCUGCAGCAUCGGCAAAUCAAAGCCUCGGGCAGCAACUCCUUUCGCCUCAUCUCGCAUCUGGCAACAGCAUGUUCCCAAGCCCGGCUGGAACACCUCAUCUCCUUAUGGACAAUCGGCAACGACUACUUCCUUGCCAUGCAUUACCAUACCAUUCCCAGCAGCACCAGCACCAUCAGCAUCAUCCUCGCUGCUGGAACUCUGGCCAGCAUCGGUGUAGGAGCCUCAAUGUCUCGCCAGUCGGAACUCCCGUAGUACCUUGGGCCACUCCUGCCGCUACACCGGGGAAUCUUUCUCCGUGUGACGGUCCCACUCCACAGGCGUCUCCACUCGCUUCUCCCAGCUUGGUACCCGCUUCUACGAGGUCGGCGCCCGUACCGAGGUCGUCGCAAGCUGCCCUUGCUCUCAGCCUUCUUCGCGUACAACAGAGUAACAGGAGAAGACUGAUGCUUUUGAGGGAAUUCUCCAUGAAUACACCUGAAAGCCAUGCCGAAGCUUGUGAAGAACUCAAAGAUUGGUGUAAUGAUCGCAGGGCGUACGUACCCGAACUUGCAGCCGACUUAGAUUUGACACUGAGGACCGCAACUGAAAGGGCUUUGCUGCCUGGUUUCAGCGUGGAAGCUGCCCUGCGCAUAUUUAAUGUUGUCGCCCGAUACAGGGCCCUUAUGCUCCCUUUGGCAGCUGAAAACUGUCGUCUUUACACGGACUGCUUGCUGCAUCAGCAAAGCUUUUCUCUAAGUUUUGGUGAACAUAACAUUCCGCUCUCGUAUGAUGACCCCCUCAUGUCGGUCCACGAGAAUCCCGAAACGCCUACCGAGAACAACGAUCCGUCGUGCAGUCCUACGAACCCUGUUCCUUCAGGGCACUCUUUGCUGCAGAGCUGGAACUUUAGUUCUGGCCCUGCUGUUCCAGCAGAAUCUGAUCUUAAGAGUGAUCCUCAAUCGCCGAGCGCAGCCAGUCCCACCCAAUCGGAAAUGUCCCUGUUGGAGGACCAGGCACCCGGUACACCCGGAACUUUCCUGGGUUUUCUCAAUGCUCAGUGUGCAUCUGUUGAGGGAGAUAUGCAACAAGGUUCCUCAGGUUCUCAACGCCCAUCAUCUGCUGGUUAUAAUGACAACGCGAUGAACUAUGAAGCCUACGUCGAUCUAUCGGCCGCCAAAGCCAUGAUGACUACAACCAACGCAGCUUUGUUAAACUCCGAUACGGAUGUUGGAAUGGAUAUGAGCGUCAUGAAUUAAUGGGCCACUCCAACAUGGACAACCGGGCAAAUCGAGAAUUGUACAUAACUCCGUCCAACACUUAUUUUAUUUCAAACCUUCCGAAAGAAGUAGACGAUGAUAAAUAUCGCCAGCGAAAGUCACGUUCCGUUCGACGCUUACCGUAAACUUUACGGCGUGAGGCAGACAUUCUGGGGUGACGUGCUGGAUAUACACUAUAGUUAACUUUUAUCUAUUUAUUUUGCCUUUAUUUAUUUAUGAGAGCGUCCAACGGGUCGUCCAAGUGGCGAUCACGUUCUGAGAAGUGGGCCUGGGGACGUCCUGUAGUUAGUUUUGUUAGUUGCCUGGUCAUUCUUUAAUAUGUAUGUAAAAUAUGAUAUCCUUAAUGUCGGAAA
Molecule: messenger RNA, 1886 nt
Organism: Spizellomyces punctatus DAOM BR117
Lineage: Eukaryota; Fungi; Chytridiomycota; Chytridiomycetes; Spizellomycetales; Spizellomycetaceae
Exons: 3
Coding region: 265-1512 (415 amino acids)
Source: RefSeq, a predicted model, not a curated record